This is a messenger RNA of Meriones unguiculatus (Mongolian gerbil), 2879 nucleotides long. It is a transcript of the gene Ttc5, whose product is annotated as tetratricopeptide repeat domain 5. The record is from RefSeq and is a predicted model, not a curated record. NCBI's taxonomy places the organism in Eukaryota, Metazoa, Chordata, Mammalia, Rodentia, Muridae. Gene Ontology annotation, molecular function: protein binding. The transcript has 10 exons. The coding region runs from base 39 to 1358 and encodes 439 amino acids.
CGAAGUUGGGGGAGGAGGAGCCGAGAGCGGCUGGAACGAUGGCUGAUGAAGAGGAAGAGGCGAAGCGCAUCUUGCAGAAACUGCAGGAACUGGUGGAUGAGCUCUACUCAUUCCGAGACAGCUAUUUUGAGACCCAUAGUGUUGAAGAUGCAGGACGGAAGCAACAGGAUGUGCAUGACCAGAUGGAGAAGACCCUGCAGCAGAUGGAGGAAGCACUGGGUUCUGUCCAGGUCGAGGCACAGGCACUAAUGCUGAAGGGGAAGGCUCUGAAUGUGACUCCCGACCACAGCCCCGAGGCCGAGGUGCUUCUCUCAAAGGCCGUGAAGCUGGAGCCUGAGCUGGUGGAAGCCUGGAACCAGCUGGGCGAGGUGUACUGGAAGAAAGGGGACAUUGCGGCUGCCCACACCUGCUUCUCAGGAGCCCUCACUCACUGCAAGAACAAAGUGUCCCUGCAGAACUUGUCAAUGGUGCUUCGCCAGUUGCAGACUGACUCUGGAGAUGAGCAUUCUCGUCACGUCAUGGACAGUGUCCGGCAGGCUAAGUUGGCUGUGCAGAUGGAUGUCCUCGAUGGCCGAUCCUGGUAUAUCCUGGGGAAUGCAUAUCUUUCUCUUUAUUUCAAUACUGGCCAGAACCCUAAGAUCUCCCAGCAAGCCCUCAGUGCCUAUGCUCAAGCAGAGAAGGUUGACAGGAAAGCAUCUAGCAACCCUGACCUUCAUCUCAACAGGGCGACGUUGCAUAAAUAUGAAGAGAGUUACGGGGAGGCCUUACAGGGUUUCUCUCAGGCUGCAGCACUCGACCCUGCGUGGCCAGAGCCCCGACAACGAGAACAGCAGCUCCUGGAAUUCCUCAGUAAACUAACCAGCCUCCUGGAGACCAAGGGGAAGACAAAACCCAAGAAACUUCAGAGCAUGCUGGGAAGUUUGCGCCCAGCCCAUCUGGGCCCCUGUGGGGACGGGCGCUAUCAGUCAGCCUCCGGGCAGAAGGUGACCCUGGAACACAAGCCGCUGAGUGCGUUGCAGCCUGGUGUGAACAGCAGUACCGUGAUCCUGGGAAAGGUGGUGUUCAGCCUCACCACGGAGGAGAAAGUCCCCUUCACAUUCGGCUUGGUAGAUUCAGAUGGCCCUUGCUAUGCAGUGAUGGUGUAUAAUGUGGUACAGAGCUGGGGCGUGCUCAUUGGGGACUCUGUAGCCAUUCCUGAGCCCAACCUUAGGCAUCACCAAAUUCAGCAUAAGGGAAAGGACUAUUCCUUCUCCAGUGUCCGAGUGGAAACUCCUCUCCUGCUGGUGGUGAAUGGAAAGCCACAGAACUCCAGCAGCCAGGCGUCUGCCACGGUGGCUUCCAGGCCACAGUGUGAAUGACCCUGUGGAGGCUGUGGAGGCACACAAAGAAGCCCACGAGGGUGCUGCAAAUGGAGAUUCCUCUUUCAUGCCCCUGACCGUAGUUGAGUCUCUGUCCUUCUCCCUGUGGAACCCCAACCCUCUUCAGAGCCAUCACUACCCUUGUUUACUUCUCCCGCCUCUUCAGAAGUGCUGACUUGAAGAACAAAGCAGUAGUGGAACUGUUGGGACCCUGUCAUGGGAGACUCUUUCCCUGAAGUCCUGAGAUGUUUUGACCGUCCCCCAAACCCCUGUUCUCGUCUCCUUCUUGAGUCUAAUAUAUAUGUAUAUAUCAGUUUACUAUUUAUUACUGAGGAGGCUUAACUUUCUAGUAGCUUUAUAUUUGAGCAGUUAUUUUAAAAAACUUUUAAGUUUUAUUUUCAGAUUUAAGUUCUGAUGGGUAGAUUAAAGUUCUACCCUUUAAUCUCAACACUUAGGAGGCAGAGGAAGGUAGAUCUUUGUGAGUUCAAAGCCAGCCUGACCUUAUAUGGGGAGUUCUAGGCCAGCCAGACACUGUUUAAAAAAAAAAAAAAAAAAAGGAAGUUUUAUUCUCUCCUUAGGGCUGGAACAAAAUUAAAUUUGUUUGGAAAAAAAUUUUACUCUAUAGUUCUGUCUUCUUAUUCUCUCAUGUUAUAGAGAUUCUUGGUUUUAAGAUCUCUAAAGUCUGUUGGAGUAACACAGCUUUUUGGGAGGCUAUUAUACAAAACAGUUUAUCUGGAAUCACAGGCAGCUGAAAGCUGCUGGUGCUGGGAACUGAACUCAGAUUUUCUGCACGAGCAGUCUGGACUCUUAAGCAGUAUGUGUGCAUGUAUGUAUGUGUGUGAUGUAUAUGCACUUCACAUGAGCAGUCUGUAUCCAUGCCUGAAACUUAGAUUUCUUAUUUGUGUGCAGUGCACACACACAGGGAAGUUCACAUGCAGGCGUGCCUGAGUGAGGAGGCCAGAGCUGGGUGUGGGAUGUCUCCCGCUGUCCCGCUGCCCUGAGGCAACGUCUCUGGGCGAACCUGAAGCUUGCUGUUCUGGCUGGGCUGUGUGGCCAGCCAGCUCCUGAGAUCUACCCCUUCUACCCUUCAGUGUGGAGUUUCAGGCCCGUGCAGCUUUUUACAUGGGUGAUGGAUUUGAAUUCAGGUCCUCAUGCUUGUGAACAAGCACCUUAGCCACCAAGCCACCUCCUCUACACUGCUGUGAUUUGUUUUUUUAUAUUUUUAAAUUCCAAAUUUUAAAAAAUUUCUUGUUUUGCUUUUUUUUUUUUUUUUUGAGAUAGGUUCUCAUUUGUAGCCUUGGAUGGCCUAGACCUUACUAUGUAGACCAUUUGUAGGCUGGUCUUGAACUCAGAGAUCCACCUGCCUCUGCCUCCUGAGGCAGAUCACCUCUGUUAAAGGCAGGGAUCACCAUUCCUGGUACUGCUGGGGCAUUAAAACAAAUUUUAUGAUAAUAUUUGUGUUGAAGAACAAUAAAGUUGGUAGCAUGGAGCACUUUUUUUUAAAAUAUAAUCUUAACAUAA